Molecule: messenger RNA, 1215 nt
Organism: Colletotrichum orchidophilum
Lineage: Eukaryota; Fungi; Ascomycota; Sordariomycetes; Glomerellales; Glomerellaceae
Product: OTU-like cysteine protease
Exons: 1
Coding region: 1-1215 (404 amino acids)
Biological process (GO): protein deubiquitination; endoplasmic reticulum unfolded protein response
Cellular component (GO): cytosol; nucleus
Molecular function (GO): cysteine-type deubiquitinase activity
Source: RefSeq, a predicted model, not a curated record
AUGAGGGCCAGAUAUAAGGGUCCGGGAGGCACAGGCGUUGUCUCCCUCGAGGACACUGCCACGGUCCAAGACCUCUUCAAUGAGAUCAAGGACAAGACGGGCAUCGCCGAAUUCAGUCUCAAGUACGGCUGGCCUCUCCAGACCCUAACCCUCGAGCAGAAGGAUGCCAACGCCAAGGACUUGGGCCUCAAUGGACAGUCAUUCAGCAUCGAGCCAGCCCAACAUCGUGCAAUUACACCCCCGCCUGUCGCUCCGGCAGCUCGAGCUCCCGAAGCAAGCGGCCCAGCGUCCAAGAAGCCCCGCUUCGACUCCGAUGCCGACCCGACCCCUUCGGAAAUUAGCAUCCCGUGGCCGGAGCGGGAGUCGACUUUGCGUGAGUCUGCCACUCCCAUUCUCAACUGCACCUCAUCUGACCAAAUCUCAGUUCUCCGAGUGAUGCCUGAUGACAACAGCUGUCUCUUUACCGCAUUUGGAGGGGCUAUCCCAGGCAAGCAGAUGGAAGCCAAGGAGCUCCGCAAGAUGGUGGCAGAUUACAUACGCCAGCACCCAGACGAUUACCCUGAGGCUGUCCUCGACAUGCCGGUAGAGAAGUACAUCCGCACCAUCCAGGAUCCCGAACGCUGGGGCGGCGCCAUUGAGCUGGGCAUCUUCUCGGACCUCUUCGACCUUGAAGUCGUCGCCUUUGACGUCAAGUCCCAGAACCCGCUCCGCUUCGGCGAGAACAAGGACUCGCGCUGCAUCCUCGUCUACUCGGGCAUCCACUACGACCGCAUCGCCUGCAGCCCCUCUGAGCCGCCCUACACUCACUCCGACCUCCCGCCCGAGCUCGACCGCACGAACUGGAGCACCUCUGACGACGAGAUCCUCAACAAGACGCGCGAGCUCAUUCGCAAGCUGCACGAGAUGCACUACUUCACGGAUACCACUGAGUUCCUGCUGCGGUGCACCGUGCAUGGAUGCGACUGGUUGGGCAACGGCCAAAAGGAAGCAAACAAGCACGCCAAGGCGACGGGACACAUGGGAUUCAGCGAGAUCAAAGACGAACCGGCGGGUACUUUGGGCGGACCUCCGGGUGCCGCCGCUACCUUUGGUGAUAAUGCGCUGCGCAAGUGUGAUGCUCCUGGGUGUGAAUGGCUGGGUAGUGGUACGGUCGAGGCCAGGAUUCACGGGAGCGAGACGGGACACACAUCCAUGACUGAGAUCCCAGACUUUUGA